Molecule: messenger RNA, 1044 nt
Organism: Penicillium pulvis
Lineage: Eukaryota; Fungi; Ascomycota; Eurotiomycetes; Eurotiales; Aspergillaceae
Product: S-adenosylmethionine-dependent methyltransferase
Exons: 3
Coding region: 1-1044 (347 amino acids)
Source: RefSeq, a predicted model, not a curated record
AUGAUUAGUGCUACAGAGGAUGAGCCACUUCACGUGCUUGACUUACCCCAGAUCUACGAGAAACCAUCGGGCACCGAUCUCAUCAAGACCUUGGCCCUGUUGGCGUUACAGCCUAAGGCGUUUGGAACUAGCCCCGAGGCAGUCAAGGGCCCUGCUGUGCACCCGAUGGGGGUGAAUCGUUAUCUCACGCAGAUCAUUUCGAGCCCGCUAUCCUGGCUCGACACCGAUGAACUACGAGAGGCAGUGUGGGAUGCUGCAGCUGCUCGCCUGAGCGAGCGCUCUGGCCGUGCUGCCAUGCCGGCCAUGUCGCGAGUUUUCUCAGUCCCCAGAGCCUCCGGCGACGAUUACGCGAUUACCUUGCACGAGCCAUCCCUCACGGCGGACAACCUCGGCAUGAAGACCUGGGUAUCUUCAUACCUCCUGUCCCGCCGACUCCAUAACAUUCUCGAAGAUCCCACAGACCUCGUACCAUCGGGCCCCACCGACCUCCCUUCACACGAUCAGUCACAGAAAUUGAUUCGGGCUCUUGAACUUGGUUCUGGCACAGGAUUGGUCGGCCUUUCCUUCGCAGCCCUUCAAGGCAACUCGGCAACGGUGCACCUGACCGAUCUCCCCGAAAUUGUACCCAACAUUGCACACAACAGUGCUCUGAACAUCGAACUUCUCAACUCGACCGGAGCGAAGGUAACGACUGGUGUGUUGGACUGGUCUAUUGUUCCCGAGCCACAGCCCACAGCGGAAGAGCGAUACGACGUGAUCCUCGUAGCGGACCCGCUGUACUCGCCGAGUCACCCCGAAUGGCUUGUCCAAACCAUUGGAUCGUGGCUCGGACGGGGACUUGGUGCACGAGUUCUGGCAGAAAUGCCACUGCGCACUCCGUAUCUACCCCAGGUGCGAGAGUUCCGCCAGCGGAUGGCGGACCUUGGACUGGCGGUGGUUGAGGAAGGUGAAGAGUUUGGAUAUGAUGACUGGGAGGGUGCUGAUGGAGAUGUGCUGGCAGUCAAGUGCUGGUGGUCGAUCUGGGGAUGGAGCGAGAAGGUAUGA